Molecule: messenger RNA, 3069 nt
Organism: Boleophthalmus pectinirostris (great blue-spotted mudskipper)
Lineage: Eukaryota; Metazoa; Chordata; Actinopteri; Gobiiformes; Gobiidae
Gene: sptlc3
Product: serine palmitoyltransferase, long chain base subunit 3
Exons: 12
Coding region: 192-1841 (549 amino acids)
Biological process (GO): ceramide biosynthetic process; sphingosine biosynthetic process
Cellular component (GO): serine palmitoyltransferase complex
Molecular function (GO): pyridoxal phosphate binding; serine C-palmitoyltransferase activity
Source: RefSeq, a predicted model, not a curated record
GGAAGCGGCUGAUGCGGGUGAGUCUCAAACGGCGACAGUUCCACUUUUUCAGAGGCUCCGCGCACUGAGCCCAGAAGGAGGAAGUCACCUAUAACCACAGACUACAUGUAACGUGAGUCAAGAACAGCGAUUUAGCAGCGUGCUGUCAAACACACGGGGCACACAGACGCACCCUCUGGAGUAUCUGGAGUAUGGCCGUGACUGCUGCCAACGGGAUUCUCAAGCAGCAUUCAAAGCACAAAAGCCCCAAAAGCGAAGAUGUUAAAGUGAAUGGAUACCACAAGAAGAUCCAGAAAAAUGUCCCAGAGAAUGGCAUCGCCUCCAGGCAGCCCAGGCAUGAGGCGUUUGAGCAGGCGCCCCUGUACGUGGCUGUCAUGACUUACCUGGGCUUCGGCUUGGUUACCCUUUUCGGCUACUUCAGAGACUUCCUCAGGGCUGUGGGUUUAGAGAAGUGCCACGUUGCCCAGGAGAGACCCGAGCAGAAGGAUUUUGUACCUUUAUAUCAAGACUUUGAAAAUUUCUACACUCGUAAUCUGUACAUGAGAGUACGAGACAACUGGAACCGUCCAAUAUGCACCCUUCCAGGACCUGUAUUUGACCUCAUGGAGAGAGUGUCUGACGACUACAACUGGACUUUCAGGUUUACAGGGAAGACCAUACCCAAUGUGAUCAAUGUGGGCUCAUACAACUACCUCGGUUUUGCAGAGAACAAUGUGGAUUUCCUGAAGACGGUAGCAGAGAGGACUCAGCAGUAUGGUGUUGGAGUGUGCAGUACAAGACAGGAAAUAGCAAACCUGAGUCUGCACCAGGAGCUGGAACAACUGGUGGCCAAUUUCCUUGGAGUGGAGUCCUCCAUGACCUUUGGAAUGGGGUUUGCCACAAACUCAAUGAACAUCCCUGCACUUGUAGAGAAGGGCUGUCUGAUCCUGAGCGAUGAGCUGAACCACACAUCCCUCAUAUUAGGUGCCAGACUGUCUGGAGCAACCAUACGGGUGUUCAAACACAACAACAUGCACAGUUUGGAGAAGAUGCUUAGAGAGGCAAUUUCCUCAGGGCAACCUCGGACCCACAGACCCUGGAAGAAGAUCCUUAUCAUGGUGGAAGGCAUCUACAGCAUGGAGGGCUCAGUGGUGCGCCUCCCGGAGAUCAUCGCCCUAAAGAAGAAGUACAGAGCGUACUUGUAUCUGGACGAGGCACACAGUAUCGGAGCAGUGGGGCCGACGGGUAGAGGUGUCACCGAACUCUUCAAUGUAAACACUGCAGACGUGGACAUCAUGAUGGGCACUUUCACUAAGAGCUUUGGAGCGGCCGGAGGAUACAUCGCAGGAAAAAAGGAGCUUGUGGACUACCUGCGCAGACAUUCCCACAGUGCUGUCUAUGCCACCGCCAUGUCCCCUCCUGUCACUGAGCAGGUUAUCCGGGCCAUGAAGUGCAUUAUGGGAAAAGACGGGGGCAAUGAAGGGAUGAGACGCGUGCGCCAACUGGCAGAAAACACCAGGUAUUUCAGAGCCAGACUCAAGGAGAUGGGCUUCAUCAUCUAUGGAAACGAUGACUCACCUGUGGUCCCCAUCCUGCUCUACAUGCCCGGCAAAGUGGUUGCUUUCGCUCGAGAGAUGUUGGAGAGGAGGAUCGGGGUGGUGGUGGUCGGGUUCCCUGCCACUCCCAUCACUGAGGCCCGCGCUCGCUUUUGUCUGUCUGCGGCCCACACCCGAGACAUGCUGGACCAGGUGCUGCACCAUCUGAAUGAAGUCGGGGACCUGCUCUGUCUGAAGUUCUCACGGCGGAGACAUGCCCCGCAGCACGACCCCUACGACGAGACAGACUUCGAGAUCGACGGCUGAGGCGCGACCUUUGACCUUCACACCACUGCGUCAAACCAAAGUGUGCGCAAACAGCCGCGUUCGCCCUGUCUGUGGCAGCUGUAUCUGUGAGACACUACAAGACAACUGAAAAUUUUACCUCGACACGCACAGCAGAGAAUGGGCACAUUUUAUGGAGUUUAUUUUUAUAUAUAUUUGUACAGUUGCAAAUUUCAAAUAUACGCACAGUUUUAAAAUCAGAUUUUCACUUUUUUUUAUAAAACCAGUUUAUAAUAACAAUUGAACAAUUGUAAUAACUCACUCACUAUAAAUUAUUUGUAUAAAACCAAAACAGUUUUCAAUAUUGUUACAAAUAACAUUUUAUGAUAACAUAAAGUAAGAAUCUAUACAUUACACAUAUUGUUAGAGUUAAUACUGGUGUUAGCAAAUUGCAAAAUAAUGAAUGCAAAGACUGAUUAAAAUGUGACAAAAUGUUAAAAAUGUAAAUAUUUGUGUUAAUAUUUUUAUGCAAGAAUUAAUUUAGUACUUGAUUAUUGUAAUUUGUCCUCCUGCAUUGACCGCCCCAUUUAUCACCAUAUAUAAUUACAAACUGUAUCCUGCUGCUAUUACUUCACUCACAAACUAUUUAAUGUGAACAAAAGAUUGGAAAAUGGGUUGUGGCAUGUUUUGUGGGUUAGUCUUAAUUGUUGAUCUUUUAAGGACUUAUUUGUCUUCCUUACAGACAGACACAGAGCUGUGAAGAUAAGCAUUCUGGGUAUGCAGGCACCUGAGCCAACAGAGACCUAACCUAGCAAUUAGCGCUCAACUCCAAAUUCUAGUGGUAUGGGGUAAUGAUUUGAUUAACACAGGAUGGAUAAAACAUAGAUGAUAAAUGUGUUUUACAGAUAGGACCCAGUCUGCACUUGUUAGCUCUCCACGCGUUGCCAUGUUUGUGUGUUUUCAUUUGUGUUAACUGCAUGGUGAUAUAUAACACUACAGUAUGACAUAAAAGAGAGAAAAAUGUAAGGAAUCAUUUUAAGGAAUCAUUUUGGAGCUGACCAAAUUUGACAGUUUUCUACAAAGUCUGAACAAUACGAAUAAAAAGGAGGUUCUAUUCAUCCAUGUCUAUAAACAUUAUUUUUGACAAUAGACUUAUUAAGAGGUGUGUUUAUUACUCUAAUGUACCUUGGGAAAACAUCAAGCAGGUGGCAUUAUUUGUCAGGUCUGUGGAAAGGCAAUUUUUCCAUGUAUUUCUGAGCUGUAAAAACAC